AUGGACAAAACAAGCUUUUAGACCCUAAGUUGCCACAAACAUCAUAAAAAACAUCUUUAAUUCGUUUAAGUGAAUGAUAUUCUAAACUAACAAAGUUAAAACAAACAGCUUUUCUACUGUUCUUCAUGUUUCAACCAUGAUCUUGAAUUUAAAUCAAUUAAUUUUCUCAUGAUUGAUUAGAUUCUCUAAGAAGCAGAAACCAACAUCAUCCCAAAAUGGCCUCCAGUCAACAAUUACAAGAUUAUUUAAGACCUAAUAGAUCUCACUUCUAAAGAAUCUGAGUUGAAUUACGAAAAAUAAAUUAUUGAUUUCUUUAAUGAGUUCAAAGAAUAGCUUUUAGCAAAAAUAGACAUUAUUUAAAAAAAAAUGGUCAACGAAACUCAUAAGUACCCAAUAGAUAAUCAUCAAAUUAUCAAAAAAUAUUAAGAAAUUUCAAAUAUCCUUUAAUUUAAGCAACUUCUUAUGAAUGAAUAGGGAAGUAAUAUCGAAGAGCAUUCAACUCUUUGUAGCUUCAAUUUAGAGUAUCCAACUGUAAUUAAAUAGUAAUUAUUCACUCUCGUUGAUUAAAUUUCCUUCUUUAAUUAAGAAAUAUCUUAAAUUAAUCUAAAUCAAAGUAAUUAAGACGCUUAAUAAUCUAACAUUAACUCCCAAAAUAGUAAUAAAAUAACAGCUGACUUGAUUAUGAAGUUGAUUUCAAAUAAAUCAAACUUUUGUUCUGAUUAAUUUAUAAAUGAAUUGAAUUUGAGUUUAUAAAAACUAAAUCCUAUUCUUUAAUAAUUGAAAUUUAAUAAUAUUUACAAAGAAAAUAAAGAACCAAUAGAAUUUUCAAAAAUUAGUGAAGAAAAACUAAAUUUGGUUGAAGAGUAUGUUAAACAUUCGAUAUAAUUAACAUCUGAUUAAUAAUAUGAAAACUCAACAAAGAAUAUGUUGGAAUUAAAUAAUAGUUGGGCUUGUUGUAUUUCAAGUUUAGAUUUACAAAAGGAUUUAAAAUAUGUUUUUAGGAUAUAACUUGAAAAAAUUAAUGAAACAGACGUAUUUAUUGUUGGUCUAAUGAGAAAUUCUAUCUCUAAAGACUCAGGUGGGUGGGAAGAUUACUUGAGUUGUGAACUUUAGAACUAAAGUGAAUAUUUAAAAAUAAGUACUAAUUAUGGAAUAAAUAAUUUAUUAAAAGGAGUAAGUGAAUUUUAGGCAAAAAAAGAUGGUGUGCUAGAAAUACGAGUGUGUUUAAAAGAAAAAUUAUUAGAAGUAACUGAUUAUCCUAAUUAUCAGUAUAAACUAGGAUUGGAAGAUCAGUAUAAAUCUAAACUUGAAUAAUAUAAAGAUUUAAGAUUUUAUUUAGCUUUUGAUACUUCUGAUAUCUAAAUAUGCUUAAAAGAUGCUGAAAUUGUUAAUGAAUUCAAAGAUUGA
Messenger RNA from Tetrahymena thermophila SB210, 1407 nucleotides. RefSeq names its product zinc carboxypeptidase family protein. NCBI's taxonomy places the organism in Eukaryota, Ciliophora, Oligohymenophorea, Hymenostomatida, Tetrahymenidae. The record is from RefSeq and is a predicted model, not a curated record. The transcript has 3 exons.